CUCUCUUAUUUAGGAGUUGAUUUCCUAUACGUACAUUGUAAUUUGGCCGAAAUUUGAUGAACCUUCUUGUUCUGUGAUUCUACUAAUUAGCCUAGGAUUAUCGACCGCUUAUCCUUCUAACUCAGAACUAUUCAUAUUGUGCGUAGUAUACUAGUAGUAAUUAUUGAAGUCACAUAAUGCACGUGCGCGGAAGCAUCUUUCGAAACUAUUGCUAACUAUUAAAUUCACAAGAGCGAAAAUUGAGAGCGGAAGCUUAGGGUGAGGAUUGAGAGUGGGAGCGAAGUGUCCUGUUGGAGGAUUAUGUGACCUAGGCCAAUUAACUCUUUGAUAGUUCAACUACGACUCGGUGUUGUAAUUCCUUUUAGCAAAACACUGAGACUGGUUGCCUUUGUUUUUAAUGUUUGAUUGGUUUGUGUGGUGUUUACAUCAUGGCUGGAUAUAUAGUUUUGGUGAGCAGCAAAGUGAGGGAAACUCUAUAGCUGUGUUUUCGGUUGAAUAAUCCUUAUGACUUAUGAGUCAAGCUACCGAUGGUUGGCAGGCGCUUCUUUGGAAGCACUUGCUAAGGGGGCAGUGCAGUUUUCUCGCAGAUUCACCUUUCAAGAACUGCAAGAUCGAUGGCAUUCUUUACUUUAUGAUCCUGAUAUUGCAGCUCAAGCUUCUGCUUGCAUGGGUGAGCUUCAAGGUUCUGCUUCCAAUCUCUCGUCAGAGUUCAAUAGAUCAGACAAGGCUGCACAAAGCAAAAUGGUUCACGAAAAGAGAAAACUUGGAAGCAUUCGGAAGCAGUAUUAUGCCAUGCGAAAGAGAAUUCGAAGUGAGUUUUUUAGCUCUGUUGAUCUAGAUUUUCUGGAUGAGCCCAAUCUUCACAAUUGUAGUGGUAAUGGGGGUGACUUUCAUGAGCGUGUCACACUCGAUAAUGGGCCUCCUGUUGGCAAUUUCAUGCCAAAUCACUUUGGCCUCCAGGAAUCAGAUUUUGAUACCCUGCAUCAUGCUUUCCCACAGACAAUGACGGAUAUAGCUGCCACUAAUGUUCUGGGUAACAUUGGUGAUGAAUUUCAUUCUGAAGGCCCAGAACCACUUGCAGACAACCAUAUAAGUAGAGUUGCAAGGAAUGACUGCUUACACGAAUUUCCUGAAGAUGUCUCCUCCUUUUCAGCCCAAGAUUCGCUGAGAAAUGUUGAAGCAGAGUCUUUUCAGCGUACUCUUGCGCACAAACGUUUGCCCCUUAGUCUUGAAGCUGGGAAAUGCUCAAAUGUUGAGGAAAUGGGGUCAUCACAACCUUUCCCGGGUACAAGACCUUUUGAAACUGAUGAUUCAGAGGCAAAACCUUUGGCUACCUUUGAUCCAACUAGUAAUAACCUCCAUAAUGCCUGCUCUGAAUUGGGAGGCGCACAACACUUGAGUUCCCCCAAUCCAGAUGGUAGUGCUUCAUUCCAUACAAUGGGAUUUUCACCACAGUUACCUCAUCUCUGGAAGACAAUGGAGGAUAUGUCAGCACCUGCUAUGCCGGUUGAUAUGAGCCUCAAAGAUAAAAAUCCGGGUGCAGAAGAUGUUUCCGCACUUCCUGGUAAUGCUGAUAAUGAGAGAAAAGGUUCAUCAGGCCCUGGCGAUCUUCAUUCAGUGCCCUCGCUGAUAGAGCAACAAAAUGGUGAUGAUUUUAUUAAUUCAGCUGCUUUAUCAGAUGGUGAAUUUGUAGAUCUUUCAGACUCACUUUUGGACUUCAUAGAUAUGGAUCUGGUGAGUUCUCAUUUGGAUGCCAUUGGAGGGGAUGUGCCCAAAGUUGAACCUAAGGAAAUGAUUGUUUCAAACACUGGCCGUGCAACUGCUGGCAUUGCAUAUCCAGCAGAUUCAGAAGUUCCCACUUCCCAACUGCUCUCUGUUCGUGGUGAUCAACGAAGUGUUUCUCGUUCACGGCCAUCUACGUCAGUCUUAACUUCCAAGCCUCUUGAACUUAAUCUUGGGAAUACCAACUGCACAUUGAACACUGAAGACCCAGAAAUCCCGUGCAAUGAUGACAUUUUCUUGCUUAUCCAUCCAGCUACGUCAUUUGCAUUUCCUGCAACAAGACCAACUGUCAGAAAUGCUAUUGAUCCUUCAUUGUCUGCUGAUGUAAAGGAUGCUGGACUAGGACUAAAUUUCUUGAAGAAAGGCGAAGAUCUGGCACAAUCUUUUGUGCCAUCACAGAUGGUUGGACCACACAUGUUGCCGGCGCAGGGUUCAAAACACGCACUUGUUGGAUGCACUGUUAAAUCUGAGUUGCCUGAUACUAGCCGUAUGGCUGUGGCUCCCAGACACACUAACAAGGCCAUUGGAGAUUCUCAAUGCAAAGCAGUACUCGCACCUCCAAAUGCUGCUGUGGAUGGAAAGCUGGAGAGCAUUGUUCCAAAAGUUGAACUUGCGGUAGUAGACACCCCGGGUACUUUCGGGGAAAUUCCAUUACAUGCAGAAGCAGGUCCUAUUGAAAUAACCCUUCCAGAAUCAGUAGUAAAUCCCUCGACAUCUGAUCAUGAAGAACCGGAGAGUGACAAUGAUGUGCCUUACUUUUCCGAUAUUGAAGCAAUGAUUCUUGAAAUGGAAUUAUGUCCAUAUGAGGAGGAUACAUAUUUUACUACUCGAGUCUCAAGGUACCAACACGAAGAUUCUAAGAGGAAAAUCAGACGGUUGGAACAGUGUGCUCAAUCUUCUCUGCAAAGAGCCAUUGCAUCUCAAGGUGCACUGGCAAUAUUGUAUGGCCGUCGUUUGAAGUAUUAUAUCAGGGAAACUGAGGUCAUUCUUGGAAGAUCAACAGAGGAAAUUGAGGUAGAUAUUGACUUAGGGAAAGAAGGGCGUGCUAACAAGAUAUCCAGACGGCAGGCACUUAUCAAGAUGGAGACAGAUGGAUCCUUCUUUUUGAAAAAUCUGGGGAAGACUUCAAUUUCUGUAAAUGGCAAAGCAGUUGCUACGGGACAGUCGUUGGGUCUAACUUCAAGUUGUUUGAUUGAGAUAAGGGGGAUGAGUUUCAUCUUUGAAAUGAACCACAAAUGUGUCAGGAGGUGCUUGGACAACAUUGCCAAGAAAAGCCAACUAACCAAAUUUGAAUGGUCACCUGCGGUGGAGACCUGAGUUCAGCCAUGCUAUGAAUAGGUUUCUUCUAUUUUCCGAUUAGUAUUUAGUUACAUUUAGUCUGUUGUAUGAAUUUACCCUUCUCACGUUAGCUUCUUUAUGCUGCCUAAAUCCGAAAUGUAUAGUUAUCUCUUGCUUUAUGUGAAUGAGUAGUUGAUUAUUCAA
Messenger RNA from Rhododendron vialii, 3264 nucleotides. RefSeq lists its product as uncharacterized. The transcript has 8 exons. Bases 505 to 3099 code for a protein of 864 amino acids. NCBI's taxonomy places the organism in Eukaryota, Viridiplantae, Streptophyta, Magnoliopsida, Ericales, Ericaceae. The record is from RefSeq and is a predicted model, not a curated record. Gene Ontology annotation, biological process: positive regulation of transcription by RNA polymerase II. Gene Ontology annotation, cellular component: MLL1 complex; Ino80 complex; NSL complex. Gene Ontology annotation, molecular function: G-quadruplex RNA binding; protein binding.